UGGUGAGCCAGUCCAGGGCGAGUGACGUAAACUGUAACCGGUCCGGAAUAUAUAAAUAAAUAAACAAACACUGGCCGGGAGAGGCAGACACGGAUAUCAGACUGUAGAGACAGCAGCUAUUUAAAAAAAUAAAAAACUCCACAAACCUACGACUAUACAUCUCCCUGUCUUGUUUUAUACAUUGAACUCUCGGUGCGUCUGAACAAUAAAAUAACUUGGCUCGCCAUGUUGCUAAGGAAAGUCGGUUUUUCUCCAGUUUUUAGCACAGCUCUCCGGCUAGCCCCUUCUGCCAGCGGGUCAGCCCGUCCAGCAGAGUCCAGUCUCUUCACCUACAAUGGGCGUCCCUACGCCAGCCAGGCUGCAGAGGCAGUUUUGGACAAGCACGCCACCGGCUCGGAGACUGCAGCCAAAACCAGCACCGACAAGAAGACCUCUGACCUGGAGUCCAAGUCGUUUGCAGUGAACAUGUUCAAGGGACAGAUCAGCACAGCUCAGGUCUUUCCAUUCCCCUCCGUAAUGAACGAAGAGCAGACUCAGUUCCUCAGCGAGCUGGUGGGGCCGGUAGCCAAAUUUUUCGAGACAGUGAAUGACCCGAUGAAGAACGACGAACUGGAGAAGGUGGAGGACGGCACCAUGGAGGGGCUGAAGGAGAUGGGGGCUUUCGGACUGCAGGUCCCCUCUCACCUGGGGGGUCUGGGCCUCACCAACACACAGUACGCCCGGCUGGUGGAGAUUGUGGGCAUGCACGACUUGGGCGUGGGCAUCACGCUGGGGGCUCACCAGUCCAUUGGCUUCAAGGGCAUCCUGCUCUUCGGAAACAAGCAGCAGAAAGAGAAGUACCUCCCCAAACUCGCCACAGGAGAGACGAUCGCUGCGUUCUGUCUCACGGAGCCCUCCAGCGGCUCGGAUGCAGCCUCUAUCAAGACCGUGGCCGUGCAGAGCGACUGUGGGCAGUACUUCACUCUGAGCGGGGGCAAGAUCUGGAUCAGUAAUGGAGGCCUGGCUGAGAUCUUCACUGUGUUCGCAAAAACCCCCAUCAAAGACAAGACCACGGGAGAGGUGAAGGACAAGAUCACAGCAUUCAUCGUGGAGCGGGGCUUCGGAGGGGUCACCCACGGCCCCCCUGAGAAGAAGAUGGGUAUCAAGGCUUCGAACACGGCAGAGGUGCACUUCGACGCGGUGCGCGUGCCGCUGGAGAACGUGCUGGGAGAGGUGGGCGGUGGCUUCAAGGUCGCCAUGAACAUCCUGAACAACGGGCGCUUCGGCAUGGCAGCGGCGCUGUCCGGCACCAUGAAGGGCGUCAUCAGCAAGGCGGUGGAUCAUGCAGCCAACAGGACUCAGUUCGGCAACAAGAUCCACAAUUUCGGAGUCAUUCAGGAGAAGGUGGCUCGCAUGGCAAUGAUGCAGUACGUCACGGAGUCAAUGGCCUACAUGAUCAGUGCCAACAUGGACAUGGGUGCUUCAGAGUUCCAGAUUGAGGCAGCGAUCAGCAAGAUCUUUGCUUCUGAGGCAGCCUGGACAGUGACAGACGAGUGUAUUCAGAUCAUGGGAGGAAUGGGGUUCAUGAAGGACGCUGGCGUGGAGAGAGUGAUGAGAGACCUCAGGAUCUUCCGCAUCUUCGAAGGAACCAACGACAUCUUGAGACUCUUUGUCGCUCUCAAUGGAUUCCAGAACGCAGGGAAGCAGCUGAAGGGGCUGCAGCACGCUCUGAAGAACCCCAUCGGAAAUGCAGGCUUCCUGGCUGGAGAGAUCUCCAAGCGGGCCAAGAGGAAGGCUGGUCUGAGCUCAGGGCUGAGUCUGCAUGGGACUGUGCAUCCUGAACUGGCAGAGAGUGGGGAGCUGCUGGUGAAAGCUAUUGAACAGUUUGGUGGCGUCGUUGAGGAUCAGCUGCUGAAACACGGCAAGAAGAUUGUGGAUGAGCAGUUUGUACUGAAGAGAGUGUCCGACAGUGCGAUCGAUCUCUACGCCAUGGUGGUCGUGCUGUCCAGAGCGUCCAGGUCUCUGAGUCAAGGGCACUCCUCCGCCCAGCAUGAGAAGGUUCUGUGUGAGACCUGGUGUCUGGAGGCUCACGACAGGAUCAUGAAUGACAUGAAGGCUCUCCAGUCGAGCUCCUCCAAGAGGCUCUUCAAGAACCUGCGCGCCAUCUCCACUGCCGUGGUGGAGAACGGGGGCGUCGUGUCCCCCCACCCCCUGGGCUUCUAGAGCAGAGAGAUCCCCUUCACCCACACCACUCACCCCUUGGGCUUCUAGAGCAAAGAGAUCCCCUUCACCCACACCACUCACCCCCUGGGCUUCUAGAGCAAAGAGAUCCCCUUCACUCACAUAGCUCUCCAUCAGGCUGAACUCAACACCCACAGAAAAUAAAUGCAUUCGGUGUCUUUUUUUCAGUGAUGUUGCCACGAACACUUAUUUUUAAGAACUCUGCGCUUGAUUUAAGAAACGAUGCACUUGUUCAAACUCCCUGAAAUGCUUCAGGCUUCUGAUCUACAGCCAAAGCAGUUCAUCUUUUGUAUUAGAAAUAUGGACCUGAAUUAACAUUUUAGGAAGCUAAAUUCAAAGCAGUUUUCACGUCCUUGAAAAUGUGCAUCGGCUUCUUCAGUUUGUAGAGAUCUAACCCUGCAGUGUUUGCUAGCCUCUAUUUGAACAUGUUCCCUUUUAUAAAGCAGACCUCUGGUUCUGUAAAUAGAUUACAUACGAGUUGCUAAACUAAUCUGCUGCGAGGAUAAUACUGUGGCUAUAACUGUACGGUUUGUGCUACCAGUUGACUUGUGCCUAGCUGCUUAUUUUAAAAGGUGUGAUAACCACAGGUUUAAAACCUUUUUCUGCCUUUGUGAAACUCUUGCUGUUUUCCAGGCUGCUUUUAUUUCUGCCAGCUAAUUCCCAUUGUGUUUCAGGGAAUCUGACCUUGUCUGAGGUUUGCAUAGGAAACUGGGGGGGGGAGAGGGGUAGGGGGCGUUGUCCUUUAUAAAAGUGCCCCAUAGUAAAAGCAUAGCAAAGUGUAAUAAAUCACAGGGGAAGCAUUGUAAGGAAUAGCAAGGCAUGGUAAAGCAUAUUUAAAAAACAAACCAUGGUAAACUAGCCCUUCUAAAACUUUCCCAUAGUAAAAUCAUAGCAAACUAAUAAAACAAGUGAAAGCAUGGUGACGCACAGAGAGGUAUGGUAAAGCAUAGGAAAGUAGCAAAACAGCAAUUUGAAUGCAAUAGAGGAAAUUCCAGUCUGAAUCAGCAGAAACGUCCUGUAAAAACUUACAGAUUUUAACAAGUGACAAACAAAAACCAAAAAACUGGUAAAUGGGGGAAGCGCAGGAAAUCUGCUAAAUUACCACGAUAAACGUUUAUAGGGGUAAGAGGAUAGGAAAGCAUGGCCUGUAGCAGGAUAAAUAGACGUCGCCAGUCAAUGUGAGAAUCUGGGGAAUGGAAGUACACCAUCAUUGCACUACAGCGCCCCCCACUGGUCGGAGGCUCUCCAGGCUGGGCUGUCUCCUUCAGGGCUCAAUCGCCAGAUAACAACCUUUUAAUUCGGUGAGUGGAGAUGGUCUGAUUUUCAACACUCCUGGUCAGUGGGUCACAGCAAUGAGGCCACAUUUGAAUUUACUUUUUUCAUUUUCAAAAUUGAGAAAUUCUAAUGAAAGAUGAGUAGCAAAAUUGUAAGUAAAUUGUUUCACAGCAGGUUAACGACUUAUCACUCUUGUAUGCGAGUGUAAACGGGGAUAAUUGUGAAUAGUUUUGUCAGGGUGUUAGCUGUUCUCCUCCUGUUAAUAAAAUAAACCUUCUAAACUCGUAGAUUUUGGUGACACAGUUUCCAAAGAUUUGAAAUGUGUUUAGUGAUGGGUGAUCUGCAGCAAAGGGGCAAACUUUUACCAACUGUACAGAAUUGACAAAAGAGAAACGGCAAACCACUUUGAAGCUUUGAAAACCACUGCAAAAGAAUGAUGAUCUGUCUAAUUGUUUUCCAGACAACAUAAUUAUCAAUCCUGCACUGCAUGUUGUUCUCUUGUGCAAGGGAUAAUAUUUGAAUAUUGGAACCUAUGUUGUUAAGAAUGUAUUACAUGUUUGACAGGAGUAUGAAAUGUAAUUUUAAGGUUGGUAGACAAGGUAAAACAAUACAGCUUAACCUUUGUGUUAUUCAGUGUAAUGUGAUAAUGUCUAAUUUGUAUGCGAAAUAAAUUCUUCUGGACAAA
Molecule: messenger RNA, 4180 nt
Organism: Acipenser ruthenus (sterlet)
Lineage: Eukaryota; Metazoa; Chordata; Actinopteri; Acipenseriformes; Acipenseridae
Product: very long-chain specific acyl-CoA dehydrogenase, mitochondrial-like
Exons: 20
Coding region: 226-2202 (658 amino acids)
Molecular function (GO): flavin adenine dinucleotide binding; fatty-acyl-CoA binding; very-long-chain fatty acyl-CoA dehydrogenase activity
Source: RefSeq, a predicted model, not a curated record